CGGACCUCUUCCCCGUGUGUGUGUGUGUGUGUUCCACAGCGGCAGCCUCACCUGCGGAGCCCCCAGAAGGACACUUUCUUCCUGACGCACCGGGGACAUCCUGAUCACCUCCGAUCAUGGACGGCCCACGGACAGCCUUCACCACCGUGAGCGACAACGAGUCGGUUUUACCGGAGAACACGUCCUAGAGACAACCAGGAGGAGCGGACCGGCGAGCGGCAUACUAUUUCUCAGAUGGACCGCAGGACUUUGUCCGCCAAGAUGCGCUGGAUCACGCUGCUGCUGGCCGGGUGGACUUUUUGGGGCAAAGUGGUCUUCAGCGCGGACUACGACGAUGCGGACUAUGACUACUAUGAGGACGAGAGAGCGGACACCAUCGACUACAAGGACCCUUGUAAAGCUGCUGCGUUUUGGGGCGACAUCGCGUUAGACGAGGAGGACCUGCGCAUGUUCCAGAUUGACAGGACGAUAGACCUGUCGCAGCACACGCACACACACACACACCCCCUACUGGGAGGUCUGUACGAGCAUGAAGUGUCAAAUAAGAGAGGGUCUUUGUACCUGCUGCUGGAGAGGAUACGGCAUUUCGGUUUGGACUUUCUUCCCCUGAAAAACUCCAGUAAGGCAGCUUCCAGUCACAGGAGCGAAAGCGGGAAAAGCGUCAAGGCGGGAAAUGCUGCCAAGAGUCGCUUUCCUCGAGCGGCCACAUCCCGAGCAGAGAGGAUCUGGCCUGGGGGAGUCAUUCCCUACAUCAUUGGUGGGAACUUCACUGGUAGUCAGAGGGCAAUGUUCAAGCAGGCCAUGCGUCAUUGGGAGAAACAAACAUGUGUGACGUUCAUCGAGAAGACCGACGAGGAGAGCUACAUCGUGUUCACCUACCGACCCUGCGGGUGUUGCUCCUAUGUGGGUCGCCGCGGCAACGGGCCCCAGGCCAUCUCCAUCGGCAAGAACUGCGAUAAGUUUGGCAUCGUGGUGCACGAGCUGGGCCAUGUCAUCGGCUUCUGGCACGAGCACACGCGGCCCGAUCGCGAUGAUCACGUGACCAUCAUAAGGGACAACAUCCAGCCAGGUCAGGAGUAUAACUUCCUGAAGAUGGAGCCAGGGGAAGUCAACUCUCUCGGGGAGCCAUAUGACUUUGACAGCAUCAUGCACUAUGCCAGGAACACUUUCUCACGGGGGAUGUUCCUCGACACCAUCCUUCCAUCCAGGGACGAAAACGGAGUCCGGCCUGCUAUUGGCCAGCGGACCAGACUCAGUAAAGGAGACAUUGCACAGGCAAGGAAGCUCUAUAGAUGUCCAGCAUGUGGAGAGACGCUCCAGGAUUCCACAGGCAACUUUUCCUCUCCUGGUUACCCCAAUGGAUAUCCUUCAUACACGCACUGUGUGUGGAGGAUAUCAGUUACACCUGGAGAAAAGAUUGUUCUCAACUUUACCACCAUGGAUCUGUACAAGAGCAGCCUGUGCUGGUACGACUACAUGGAGGUCCGUGAUGGCUACUGGAGAAAGGCGCCUUUGCUGGGCAGGUUUUGUGGAGACAAACUUCCUGACGUCUUGACCUCCACUGAUAGCAGAAUGUGGAUAGAGUUCCGUAGCAGCAGCAACUGGGUGGGGAAAGGCUUUGCUGCUGUCUAUGAAGCUAUCUGUGGUGGGGAUAUCAACAAGGAUUUGGGACAGAUCCAGUCUCCCAACUAUCCCGACGAUUACAGGCCCUCCAAAGAGUGCGUGUGGAGGAUCACCGUGUCGGAGGGAUAUAACGUGGGCCUCAGCUUUCAGGCCUUUGAGAUUGAGCGACACGACAGCUGCACCUACGACUACCUGGAGGUGCGGGACGGCCCGCUGGAGACAAGCCCUCUGAUCGGACGGUUCUGCGGGUACGACAAGCCCGAAGACGUGCGCUCCACCUCGCACACUCUCUGGAUGAAGUUUGUCUCAGACGGGACGGUCAACAAGGCAGGCUUUGCGGCAAACUUCUUCAAAGAGGAGGACGAGUGUGCCAAGCCGGACAAUGGCGGAUGCGAGCAGAGGUGUGUCAACACGCUGGGAAGCUUCAAGUGCGCCUGUGACCCGGGCUAUGAACUAGCGCCCGACAAAAAGAGCUGUGAAGCUGCGUGUGGCGGCCUCCUCUCCAAGCUGAACGGGACCAUCAGCACCCCUGGGUGGCCCAAAGAGUACCCCCCCAACAAGAACUGUGUGUGGCAUGUGGUGGCCCCGACCCAGUACAGAAUCUCCAUGCAGUUUGAGGCCUUUGAAUUGGAGGGUAACGAGGUGAGCAGAGCUCUAUUCUCGUGCCCACUAGAGACACCUAGUGGAGGUGCGUUGUCAGGACCGUUCACUUUGUGUUUUCCACAGGUGUGCAAGUACGACUACGUGGAGGUGCGCAGCGGCCUGUCGCCGGACUCCAAGUUGCAUGGAAAAUACUGUGGCACCGAGGUCCCUGAAGUCAUCACCUCUCAGUACAACAACAUGAGAAUUGAGUUCAAGUCAGACAACACCGUGUCCAAAAAGGGCUUCAAAGCUCUUUUUUUCUCAGAUAAAGACGAGUGCAGUAAAGACAACGGCGGCUGCCAGCACGAGUGCAUCAACACGGUGGGCUCGUACGUGUGCCAGUGUCGCCACGGCUUCGUGCUGCACGAGAACAAGCACGACUGUAAGGAAGCCGAGUGCGAGCACAAGAUCCACAGCCCCAGCGGGACCCUGAGCAGCCCCAACUGGCCCGACAAGUACCCCAGCCGUAAGGAGUGCACCUGGGACAUCACGGCCACGCCGGGACAUCGUGUCAGGAUAGCCUUCAGUGAGUUUGAGAUCGAGCAGCACCAGGAGUGCGCGUACGACCACCUGGAGGCCUUUGACGGGGACACUGACACGGCGGCCAUUUUGGGUCGUCUGUGCGGCAGUAAAGUGCCCGAUCCGCUUGUCUCCACGGGCAACAGAAUGUACCUCCGCUUCAUCUCUGAUGCCUCGGUGCAGAGGAAGGGCUUCCAGGCCUCGCACUCCACAGAGUGCGGAGGUCGCCUGAAGGCGGACGUCCGCCAGAAGAACCUCUACUCGCACGCCCAGUUCGGCGAUAACAACUACCCGGGCCACAGCGACUGCGAGUGGUUGCUGACGGCCGAGCAGGGCUACGGCAUCGAGCUGAGCUUCAUCACCUUCGAGGUGGAGGAGGAGGCCGACUGCGGAUACGACUACAUCGAGCUCUACAACGGCUACGACGCCGACUCACACCGACUGGGUCGAUUCUGCGGCUCAGGGCCCAGAGAGGGACUCUACUCUCCCAGCGACGCCGUGCUCAUCCGUUUCCAUAGCGACGACACCAUCAGCAAGAAGGGCUUCCACAUCCGCUACUCCAGCGCCAAGUUCCAAGAGAGCCUCCACGCCAGGAAAUGACCCCCCGACGCCCUGACACGCCCCCCACCCCCACCCCACCAUCGCCACUUUUGACCUCAGCGAGAAAGCCCCGUCACGAGGGGCGGAGUCUUUGACGAACGCAGAUGACUCUCCCUCCGCGUGGAAGGGGACGCCAGUCGGGCCAUAUUUGGACGUCCCGCGGGUGGAAUAUAAAUAUAUAUUUUGGAGGACGUCAAAGCUGCUCUUUGGACACGAGGAACUAAAAAAACUCAUUGUAGCAUUUUCCUCAACUACGAGCACAUUUUUAUUUUCCGCUCGGACCAACUCUCCAAGCAAACAUUUUUACCGCCUUGUGUGUCGGAACUGACCAUUUGUGUUGACUGUGUGUGUGUGUGUGUGUGUGUGUGUGUGUGUGUGUGUGUGUGUGUGUGUGUUUGUGUGUUUGCUGACAAAUGACCUCCGCCAAGGCAGAACAUGUCCGAUAGAUAACAGUUCCACUCCAAUCCUGUAGGUGGCAGUAGUGCACUUUCCCUCCUCACCACAGCACCAUCUGCUGGACCUGGUGGGUCACUGCCCCCCCCGCUUGGCUACAUCGCAUGCAGAAUAACAGCGGAAAUAUGCCAGAUCUGCACCAAAAAUGAAUUCUUUCUUCGUCCUUUCCACAAAGUUCAGUGGAUUUAGUGAUCUUUUUCUUUUUUUUUUUUUUUUUUUUUUAAAUCUUCUGCCGUUACGUGGAGAUGACGACGUAACAUCGUUCGCACUUGGUGAAGGAAAGAAAGGAACGGGAAAAUCAAUGUGAAAGCCUUUUCCGCGGACGUCCCCUUCCUUUUGAGGUAUUUCCGUGGACAUCGGAAGGGAAUAUCCGUCCUCGCCGUCCGCAAAGGAGACGCUCCCAUUGGUGCUAAAUACAAACGCUGAGUGAGGGCUGGCGACGCUGUGUAGUCCUGUGGAACUACUUCAUUGCCUUAGUACUCAACGGAUGCCAUGUCUUCUUUUCUUUUGUCUCCAUGCUUUUGCCGUUUGGGGGGGAAAAUAAGAAACCAGGCGACAUCGAUGGUGCAUGUGCAGCGUUUUGUAGCUUCCAACCCAAACACUUUUACGUCCCAGCCCAAGCGCUGUUCCUCCCUGUGUACUAUAUGUGAGUGCGUUAUAGAUCAUGUCAAAAGUGUGUGGGUGUGUGUGUGUGUGUGUGUGUGUGUGUGUGUGCAAGUGGAAUGAAGAAUCGCCCUCACGUGCCAAGCUCCACAUGAUCCAAUGUCUUUUAUUACUAUUAUUAAUAUUAUUAUAUUUCCUCGUCUGUGACGCCGACAUGUCCUACACCUCCCCUGCAUCAUUAAAAAUACACACAGGUUCAAAACCACCGGCUGUCUU
This is a messenger RNA of Entelurus aequoreus (snake pipefish), 4716 nucleotides long. It is a transcript of the gene tll1, whose product is annotated as tolloid-like 1. The transcript is spliced from 20 exons. Bases 235 to 3384 code for a protein of 1049 amino acids. Gene Ontology annotation, molecular function: zinc ion binding; metalloendopeptidase activity; serine-type endopeptidase activity. The record is from RefSeq and is a predicted model, not a curated record. Gene Ontology annotation, biological process: proteolysis. Lineage: Eukaryota; Metazoa; Chordata; Actinopteri; Syngnathiformes; Syngnathidae.